GUUGUCAUCAUGUGACUUAAACGUCAAGCCGCCAUAUUAAACUAAAGACAUUUCAUAUUGGUGUUAAGACUUUCAACAGGUGUUGUCAAUUCGUGUCUUGUUGGCGAAAUAAAAUGUCAAACGGCGUUGAUACACAAACAAGACCCCGCCUGUGCCAUAUAAUCAAGUGGCCCGAUUUCCAAGGAUACGGUUUCAAUUUACAUGCUGAAAAGGGUAAGGCAGGCCAGUUUAUUGGAAAAGUUGAUGACAAUUCACCUGCUAGUUCUGCUGGCCUAAAAUCCGGCGAUAGGAUAGUAGAGGUAAAUGAUGUUAACAUUGGAAAUGAAAACCAUCAACAGGUUGUCCAAAGAGUAAAAGCUGGUGGUGACCAAACUAAAUUACUCGUGGUGGACGAAGAAACCGACAAAUACUAUAAAGAUGAAAAAAUUGUGGUUCGAGGUGACUUACCCGAAGUUAUCUAUAACAGAACACCAUUACGACCUGGCCAGGAAGAACCACCAGUGUUGAAUGUCGUAGAAGCAACUAAGGAAGAAACAGUUGUAGUAGAAGAAACACCUACUCCAGUGGAAUCUACAAAUAAUAAUACAAUAUCACAAUAUCAACCAAGAUUGUGUCAUUUAAGAAAAUGGCCAGAUUUUGAAGGAUAUGGUUUCAACUUGCAUGCAGAGAAAAAUAAACCUGGGCAAUAUAUUGGUAAAGUAGAUGAAGGUUCUCCUGCUGAAAUGGCUGAUUUAAGAGAGCAUGAUAGAAUUAUAGAAGUUAAUAAUACUAAUGUUGAACAAGAAGCGCACCAGAAUGUAAUCCAAAAUAUCCGCUCUGGUGGUGAUGAAGCAAGGAUAUUGGUAGUUGACGCUAAAACUGAUGCGUAUUAUAAAGAAAAAGGGAUUCAAGUGGUUGGUACAUUGCCAGAAGUUUUAUAUAAGGCUACACCGCCCAGAUCAUUACCAGUAACCAUAGAAAACGGUGAGACAGAACCAGAGAUUAUUAAUACAGAUUAUGACAUUAUUCAAGAAGAAAGCAUUAAUAUUGAGAAUGAGAAUGAAGUUGUUAACGAAACAACAAUAAUUGAAACGGAGACAGUAGAAGAAACAUCAAUACCAGAAGCAGAAAUAGUUGAUACCUCCCCAUCAAAUGUUGAGGUUGAGGACUACACUGAUCACACAUAUGAGAAUACUGACGUAAUGACAAGUAAUGGAACAUCAUCUACCAUAACAGAAACCAGAAUAUCAGAGAGUGAAGCUGUUCCUGCUAAAGAAAUUGAUCAACCAACUCCUCCAGUCCAUGCUGCUGAACCAGAAGUACCUACAUCUUACAGCAGUUCUGUUAGUGACCCCCCAACACCUACACCUGAGGCAGGUGAUGGUCGACCAGAAGGCAUGUCGGCUCGGGAAUAUCUAGAAUAUCUCCGAAAUAAAAAGAAAAUGGAUCCACGCAAUCAGAAAGUGGAUUUCAAACAAAAAUAUGAACUAUUCCAGAAAAUGUAAAUAAUUAUCGCCAUUCUAAACUAUAAUCGUACAUACACAAUUUUUGCAUAAAUAGUCUUGAUAUAUUUUUUAAUUCUUUUUAUUUCACAUAUUUUAGUAUUCUAGACCUAUAUAUAUAUAAAAUCCUUAAAAUUGGUGAUUUAAAGCAGUGAUAAUUUAACUUGUAAAGUGAAAAUGUCAAAUUCUGGUUCUGAAAUAUAAUAUGAGUUUCACAUACAUUAGUGAUAUGAUUUGGUGCCUCUCUCGAUAUUUCAUUGCAUCUUAGGUCAAAUGUUAAAACCCCCAUGCACUUUGUUUAAUAUUGAUACAUAAUAUUUUUUAGUAUUUGUUUAUAUUUAUGUAUUUACGCAAUUUAUAAUGGUGCUUAUUUUCCUGCACCCCUUCCCCAUAAAAUGUCCGCUUAUAAAAAGUCAAAAACAAAAAUUGUCCUCUUAUAAAACAUUUAUAUCCUUUCGAAAUUCUAUAUAUAUAUAUACCUGUCAAGCCGUCCUACAUUAUAUUUGUAAUCAUUAUAAUUUCAUAUGAACCACGGUUUUUAUUUGUGCAGACCUAGUGUAAUUUACCAAGCAGAGAGGUUUUGUAACCACGCUGUCAAAAUACUAAAUUGUGUAUUCGCUAAUACAGCUCAUUUCAUUCCAGAAUUUAUUAAGCUUAUGGUCCUUAAUAAGAUUAAAGUGUUUGGUUAGUUAAGUAACUUGACUAAUUUGUGCAUAGCUCAAAUCGACUGAUUAUGUCUAUAUUCUUUAGUAUUGUAGCUAUUAAAUAGUAGUAAUUUGCUCUAUAUGUAGAUAAUGAGCCUAAUGAUAGUGCAUCAAAGUAUGAUUUAAUAUAAAUAUAAGUUGAAAUAUUUCUAGAUUUUUAUACUACAUUCCAUAUAUAAUUUCUUUUUUUUUACCCUUUAGUAUUCGAAUCUGGUAAGACUCAAAGUGUAGUAGACUCUAAUGGCAUCAUUUAAGUAACAGUUAAUUAUGAAACAUUUGUAUAAUAUAACAAAGAAAUGAAAUUAGUAAACAAUUAAUAUUGAAUAACUAAAUUGAAAAACACAAUACUAGUUUCUUUUGUGUCAUGAUGUGUUUCUUAACUCGAACUCUUGAGUAGUGUAAAUAUGUUUUGGGUUUGUUUUUACAUAUUUCUGGUAUCUGGUUUUGUGUGCAAACAUCAUCAGCAUUGAUAGAGUGAUAACUUAUGUUUUGGGUGUAAACCGUGGGUCGGUCAGUAUUGGAGGGGUUAUUGUGUUUGUAACUUACCUUUUUUAUUUUAUUGUGUGCCUUGGAUAUUAUUAUUAAAUACUUAAAUACUUUAAGGACAGUAAAAUUGAAAUGAACAAUUAAAAUAUUUAUACAUUAUAUGAUGCCAUACAACUGUACAUAUUUCACUUGAUAGAUUAUAAUUAUUUAAUUAACGUCCAAUAGAACCUUUUGAUUGCUCACUGUAAUUACUAUUCCAGGAACAAAUAUAAUAUAUUUUGUUAUGAAUAAAAAUAUAAAUUAAAAACA
Patella vulgata (common limpet) is the source of this 2980-nucleotide messenger RNA. Its product is annotated as Na(+)/H(+) exchange regulatory cofactor NHE-RF1. Gene Ontology annotation, biological process: protein localization to plasma membrane. The transcript is spliced from 9 exons. The record is from RefSeq and is a predicted model, not a curated record. Bases 114 to 1484 code for a protein of 456 amino acids. Gene Ontology annotation, molecular function: protein binding; protein-membrane adaptor activity. Gene Ontology annotation, cellular component: apical plasma membrane. NCBI's taxonomy places the organism in Eukaryota, Metazoa, Mollusca, Gastropoda, Patellidae.